CACGAGUCAGAAUGUGAGGCAUUCACAGGAGAAAGAGUUCAGUUCCGUCCUCACUCAGUGGAUAAACAGAAAAGAGAGAGGAUAGACAGAAAAUGCUGUAAGUCUUAUUAUAAGAUGUUUGUUGUUUUUACUAUGUGGGGAAGCUAAUGUUGUUGUUAGCUAGUGGGGGUCACAGCAUCAGAUCAGGAUCAGGAUCAGGAUGGACCCUCCAUGCCAUUGCUGUUGUGGAGACUAUGCACGGGAGCUCUAGAGAUGGCCGUGGAAAUGUGGACAAAGUUAUGUUUGAACAGAGUGUGCGGUGCAACUUCUUCUCCAGAUUCUAGUUGAAAAGCCUCUAUGACCACCAUGAGCUGGAGCUUUCUAACUCGUCUUCUGGAAGAGAUCCACAACCAUUCCACCUUUGUGGGGAAAGUGUGGCUCACAGUACUCAUCAUAUUCCGUAUCGUGCUGACUGCCGUGGGGGGCGAGUCCAUCUACUCGGACGAGCAGACCAAGUUUACCUGCAACACCAAGCAGCCCGGCUGUGACAACGUGUGCUAUGAUGCCUUCGCUCCGCUUUCACAUGUUCGCUUCUGGGUCUUCCAGAUCAUCAUGAUCUCCACCCCCUCUGUCAUGUACCUGGGCUAUGCCAUACACAAGAUAGCCCGCGCUUCCGAGGUGGAGCGCCGGAAGUUCCACCGCCGGAAGAAGCCCAUUCAGGCCCACAGGUGGAGGGAGAGCCACCCGCUUGAGGAGGUGCUGGAGAAUGAGGACGAUGAUGCAGAGCCCAUGAUCUACCAGGAGGACGUGGUGGAAGUCCAGGAGGUCAAGCUGGAGCCGGCUAAGCCGCAGAAACAUGACGGCCGCCGGCGGAUCAUGCAAGAGGGCCUGAUGAGGAUCUACGUUCUGCAGCUUCUGUCCCGGGCUGUAUUUGAGAUUGGCUUCCUGGUGGGCCAGUAUCUUCUCUAUGGCUUCCAUGUUAAUCCGUUCUAUGUGUGCAAUAAGGUGCCCUGUCCCCACAAGGUAGACUGCUUCAUCUCUCGGCCCACAGAGAAGACCAUAUUCUUGCUCAUCAUGUACGUGGUCAGCUGCCUCUGCCUGCUCCUUAAUGUUUGCGAGAUGUUCCACUUGGGUAUCGGAAAGUUCCGGGACACUCUCCGCAAGAGGAGGAACCAGGGGGGGCGACGGACAUCGUACAGCUACCCAUACUCCCGUAACAUCCCCACCUCUCCCCCCAUGUACAACCUGGUCAUGAAGUCAGACAAGCCCAACAGGAUCAUCCCCAACAGUCUUAUCACCCACCAUGAGAAGAACAUGGCCAACAAUGCCCUGGAACAUCACCAAGAGUGCACCAGUCCAGACGAGAACAUCCCCUCAGACCUGGCCAGCCUACACCGCCACCUACGGGUGGCCCAAGAGCAGCUUGACAUGGCUUUCCAGACCUACAAUACUAACAAGAACCAGCCCACCUCCAGGACAAGUAGUCCAGUGUCUGGGGGCACCAUGGCAGAGCAGAACAGGGUCAACACAGCCCAGGAGAACCAAGGAGCCAGGCCGAAAUCAGCCACUACAGAGAAAGCUGCAACCAUUGUAAAGAACGGAAAGACUUCUGUGUGGAUUUAAGAAUGAUUAACUUCACGUGGUACUGUAAUCAUACUGAAAAGCCAUUUUUCAAUUUCCAGGACCAUAUUCUGUGGAUACUGGAAGAUGUGUGAGAUAUUAAAGAUAUUAAAGGCUUUGGUGCAUGAAUCGAUUGCACUGCCCGAAUACACUGUAAAAAGUACAAUUUCAUUCAACAUACAAUUGUAAGGCAACCAGCUGCAAUAGGAUUGUGAGUUUGCUAAACAACAUUUUCACACACAACUGUUUUGUUGUGAGUUUGCUCAACAACAUGUUUGUUGAGCAAACACACAAUCAUGCUGUACAUCUUUUUACAGUAUAGAUUUAACUUUUGUCACCAACAGAAACCAGCAGUUUAUUUUUUUAAACAUUUUUAGGAACAGUGGGUUAACUGCCUGUUCAGGGGCAGAACGACAGAUUUGUACCUUGUCAGCUUGGGGAUUUGAACUUGCAACAUUUUGGUUACUAGUCCAACACUCUAACCACUAGGCUACGCUGCCGGCCCACUGUGACAUGUCGGAUCAGGAGCACACAAAAUAGGCACAUUGUGACCAACAAUAGUAAACACAUUUGUUUUAAACAAACAAACAAAUACAGUAGUAUGGAUCCUAUUAUUAGUAUGUUAUUGUGUGCUUUAAAUGCCAUAGCCUGAACAUAAUUAAUAUAUGCAUAUGUUGCUUAGUCAAAUUUUUAUAAUUUUUGCGAUUUAUAGGGAGAUAUAAAAUAAACCAUGCUGGCAAUAUAAUUUUACCCUAGCUAUUGAACUGGAUCAAUUUGAAAAAAUAUAUUUAUAAGGGUUUUAACUAUAACAAUUGUGGCCUCGUUAGCCUAGUUAAAAGCAAUGCAGUGGUAAGCACUGUUUAAUGGUACUAUGCUUGAAUCAUGAUGUUUGAAAAAUGGACAGUCAACCAAAUGUGAAGAUUUUUUUGUUGUUGAGAAAUUCAGAACUGUUCAGAUUUGCACUUGUAACUUUUUAACUCAUUUUGAGUUGUAUUAUGACAUUUAGAGAAAUGAUGCAUGAAUAAUUGAUUUGUUUAAUACAUUUUGGAUGUAGUUAGUAUAGGUUUGUUGAAAGAAGAGAUGUGACAUGUUAUGGAACAAAUGGUGUUCCAUCAGCAGCAAAGAUUUGAGCUACACUGUUCUCCAUAAAGUCAUAUUUUAAUUCACUCCACUUCUUAAAGCUUUGUCACGUUAGGCAUAGUCGGAAUAAAUUAGUUUAAGAAGAAAAAGAUCAGUUGUUGUAUUGAAAACUUACCGUAAACCAAUUUCUGAUCAUUUCUGAUGUUUUUGUGGGGCAUAUAAUGCAUGCUACAUUUUUACACAUAUGACAUAUACAAUACAAUGUACAUAGGCAAAAAUCUAUCCUCAUAAAGUUGAUAUUUUCCUAUAUUUAGGAAUCUGUCUUGAAUCAAGUAGUUUUCUGCAUUGUUUUCAUAGUAGAUACAUAAUUCUGCCUUUAGCAUUAUGAUACUCCAGUCCAAAGUGCCUCAAACGGUUAAGAUUGUUCCUGUGUUUAAUUCAAAAAUAAAUAAACCUAGAUUA
Oncorhynchus kisutch (coho salmon) is the source of this 3141-nucleotide messenger RNA. RefSeq names its product gap junction protein gamma 2 (gene gjc2). Gene Ontology annotation, molecular function: gap junction channel activity. NCBI's taxonomy places the organism in Eukaryota, Metazoa, Chordata, Actinopteri, Salmoniformes, Salmonidae. The transcript has 2 exons. Gene Ontology annotation, biological process: cell-cell signaling. Gene Ontology annotation, cellular component: connexin complex. The record is from RefSeq and is a predicted model, not a curated record. Bases 337 to 1602 code for a protein of 421 amino acids.